Messenger RNA from Drosophila serrata, 845 nucleotides. RefSeq names its product Elongase 68beta (gene Elo68beta). The record is from RefSeq and is a predicted model, not a curated record. Gene Ontology annotation, molecular function: fatty acid elongase activity. NCBI's taxonomy places the organism in Eukaryota, Metazoa, Arthropoda, Insecta, Diptera, Drosophilidae. Gene Ontology annotation, cellular component: endoplasmic reticulum membrane. Gene Ontology annotation, biological process: fatty acid elongation, polyunsaturated fatty acid; fatty acid elongation, saturated fatty acid; sphingolipid biosynthetic process.
AUGGCGCACCAUGGCAACGAAACCACAAUUGGCAGCUAUCGGUAUCCGUUCGAGGACCUGGUCGACGAGCGGACGCGCACGUGGCCAUUGGUAGAAUCACCUUGGAAUGUCGCCGCCAUACUCGCCCUCUACCUGCUGAUGGUGCUCUUUGGUCCCAAAUGGGCUGCCAGGUACAAGCCGCUGCAGCUGCGAGUGCCAUUGUUCUGCCACAGCUUGGCCAUGGUCCUGCUCAAUGCCCACAUCUGGGUAGAGCUCUUCACGGCAUCGCGGGCCCUCGACUAUAGCUUCGCCUGUCAGCCAUGUCGGGUGAGCUAUAGCCCACAUGAAAUGCGUAUUGCCGCGGCCUUUUGGUGGUUCUACAUCUCGAAAAUACUCGAAUUCGCCGACACGGCCUUCUUCAUUUUGCGGCACAAGUGGAGGCAACUGAGCUUCCUGCAUGUUUACCAUCAUAGCUCCAUGUUCGUCAUGUGCUGGAUUACCGUCAAGUGGUUGCCAACGGGCUCAUCAUAUGUGCUAGGCACAAUAAACUCCCUCGUACACAUCAUUAUGUACAGCUACUAUGCGAUGAGUGCGCUGGGUCCUCGCUUCCAGAAAUUCUUGUGGUGGAAGCGCUACUUGACCGUCCUCCAGCUUAUACAGUUCGCCGUUGGUCUGCUGUGGUUAGGACAAGCUAUAGCACGGGGCUGCGCAGUCGACACUGGAUUUCUCUUUGUGAAUUUCGUCUAUUUGGUGCCCUUCGUCAUCUUAUUUGGAAGGUUCUACCGUAAUAAUUACGGGACACCAGUUGAAAGCAAGAAAAUUAAAUAAAAUAUAAUAGGAAUGAUGUUAAGACACAAUUCAUUUAU